Molecule: messenger RNA, 1040 nt
Organism: Durio zibethinus
Lineage: Eukaryota; Viridiplantae; Streptophyta; Magnoliopsida; Malvales; Malvaceae
Source: RefSeq, a predicted model, not a curated record
UCCUCGUCAUUCUAUCAUGUGGCUGUAAAGCAACUGCUAAGGUUGGAUGCUGAGAAUCCAGAUUCACAUCGCUGCUUGAUUAAAUUUUUCCAUAAAUUGGGCUCAAUGCCUGCUCCAUUAACUGAUGCUGAAAAACUUGUUUGGAGUGUCUUAGAAGCUGAGCAUCCAUCCAUCAGUCAAUUGCAAGAGAAAACUCUUAGUGAGGCGAACAAAGUUUUCCUUGGUAAACAUGAAGAAUCUUUGAUGCAUAUAGUGGCAGUUGCAGAAAUGUUAUAUACCUUGGAGCAGACCAAGAAACUUGAGGCUGUUAAGUUAAUUGAAGAUUCAUGCAAUAAAGUCAUGCCAAUGAAUGGGGCACUUGGACCAUUAUUGGCGUGGAAACUCAAGGACUGUAUUGCAGUCCAUAAACUCUUAGAAAAGGUUCUUAUUGACCAAGAUGCUGCUUUGACAGGCGGAAAAAAGGAGCAUCUUGAAGUUGUGCAAGCCAUGACAACGCUUUCUUCUGUUGCUUUGAGAUCAAAAUUUUCACUGCCUUUCUAAUCGUGAAAUGCAUUCCUUUGCAAAUGUGUAUAAUUUAUCCACAUUUAUGAUUUUAGGGUUGAAAUAUAUAUAUAUAUAUAUAUAUUUCUUUAAUUUGCUCACCAUUUGGUUGAGAUCUUUAGAGAUAUCUGGCUCCAUAGUUUUGCCCCAAAAUUUGAGGUGCUAUAGAAAAUUUUUGGGUACUGCUGAUGAAAUCUUCUGGUCAGCAUGGGAAGAACACUGUUUUAGAGCCAAUCUUUGCCUUUGGAGCAUGUUGUACUUCGCCCCUUUUAUUAGUUGCCAUUUAUAAACACUGCAUAAUGUGGAAAAUUUUGCUACGGAGCUGACAAGAGUGGCGAUAAAAAAUUCCCAGUUUUGUUGUUCUAAGUCUCGUCUCUUAUGGUUUGCUGUUUGAAUUUUAUUAUGGAGGAAAGGUAGAUAAUUAGCAACAAAAAGUGGAUUUUGAUUGGAUUAUAAAAAUUUAUUAUUAGUUGAAAAAGGUUAACCAAAUCUUGUUGAGA